Coregonus sp. 'balchen' is the source of this 1524-nucleotide messenger RNA. Lineage: Eukaryota; Metazoa; Chordata; Actinopteri; Salmoniformes; Salmonidae. The record is from the annotation of a GenBank genome assembly.
AGUAGGCCUACUGUCCAAAGCACGGGGCUCUAUAUAAAAAGGGGACUUAGUCAUCCCGUCAUUAAAACACUGAACGGGACACCUCAAAAAGACCACAGGGGGAUCGUUAUUGGAAUGGCGAAAUUGCAUAUUUUCCUUGGAUAUAUCGUAUUAAUAACGACACACAGUGUAAGCUGUGGAACUCCGUAUGCCAGUCGGAAUGUUCAAGAGUUGGAAAAUCUGAAGGUAAGACACCUUACUACAGUAAGAACCAGCUCAGAAACAUAAAAUAGAAAAUCAAGUAAAUUGAUGUUCUUAGAAUUAUUUAAUUUCUGUAGAUUUAUAACAACUUUUAACUGUUGACACAACACAUAUAUUCUAUGAGCAUCUAUAAGUUCUAUUGAAAUCACCUUUCAAAGUAAUGUGUUAUGACUAUGACAUUAAUACGUGCCAUUUGUUCACUUAUAGAACCUGAUCCAGCGGCUCGAGGACAAGCUGACCGUUAACGAGGAAAAUUACGCUUAUCCAUCGGAGUCUGAGGAGGUGGACACAGCCGAGAUGGAGGACAUUGAGAACUCGCCCGCGGUGAUCCGGGGGCAGGAGGAGAGAAUGAUCAUGAACGCACCCAACAGAAUUGCCCCCGAAAGCCCUGUGGUGUCACGCCUGAAAGAUCUCAUCGGUUUGACGAGGACGGCCAAAUCGUUCAACAGCUGUUUCGGUAACCGGAUUGAGAGAAUCGGCUCAUGGAGCGGACUGGGGUGCAAUAACGUCAAGACUGGUACAUAUUUUAUGGCAAUAACUUGAGUGGAAUGUCUUUAAAAACCUUACAAAUCUGCUCAAGAAUGUAGUAGGCUACGAUGUCACUUUGGCUGCAUUUAGACAGUCAGCCCUAAUCUUGUUUCCAGUAAUUGGUCUUUUGACCACUCACAUCAGAUCUUUUCACAUCAGAUCUUUUUCAGAGCUGAUCUGAUUCAAAUCAAAUUGCCAAUUAGUUAAAAAAAAAAGAUCAGAAUUGGGCUACCUGUCUAAACAUAGCCUUUGUGUGGAAAAAGUACAUAGGGCCUAAUUUUAUAUUAUUUUCAUUUGUAUUUGCAGGUAACAAGAAGAGAAUAUUUGGGAACUGAAGAACAAUGUAGGCUACCCAUUCAUGGACGUCACGAAACUGCGUCAUGUCUGACGUCUGUGGAAAUCUCCCUCCCAUUAUGGAGAAUGCAUUUUUUUCAUUCAAAUAAUGUAUUUAUUUGAUAAACUAACAUAUAUUAAAUCAUUUUGAUAUUAAAACAUACACAAUUCAAUCUCUUUAUUUCAGUGUUGGUUUGUUUCUAGACUUGGUCAGUGAGAAUUAGACAUAUGCAUAUUUGAUUUCUACUACGAAAAAGGAAUAUAUGAUUGCUAAUGGCACUCUCCAGAAAUAGCCAAUAUUACGUAUUUGUUAUGUUGGACGCCUGUACAGUAUUGUUCACUUAUGUGUAUAAAAUUGAUAUAUAUAUGUUUGAUGAUGUUGUGAGAUGGUAUCAUUUGUAAUAAACUAUUAGAUAUAGAACA